Messenger RNA from Schistosoma turkestanicum, 2985 nucleotides. NCBI's taxonomy places the organism in Eukaryota, Metazoa, Platyhelminthes, Trematoda, Strigeidida, Schistosomatidae. The record is from the annotation of a GenBank genome assembly.
CAGUCAUUCAAACCUUGGCAAAAAAAGGAUGAACAUGUCAAGACAUUAUGCCUAGUCCUAGGGAUUGGCGUAGUUCUGCAAAUUUCAUCACUUUGUGGAAACUUAUUUGCAGAGAAGUACUCAUAGAUGUCACUAGCUCACGGAUAUGGCAUGCGUCCCUCUGUUCAAUAAGCAACAGUGCUAUAAUUUUGAAGUUUUAGUGAAGCUGCAUAGUUUGACAGCUGUUCCUUACGUUAACUCUGUCACUUUUGCAAAGCUUCGGCUUUUGAACAGUCGAAAUUCUGCUCAAUAUUCUCCUAGAACUGAAAUUCGAAAUAAUAUUGUAACUUGGAAUAGUGAACAUCGAUUCCAUUGCAAAUUCAAAAGCAAUACUGAGACAACUAUUUUAGAUUCAAACAUCCUAAAGGUGUCUAUCCGCAUGGAAACAAAAGGUGGCAAAUCAUUUCAUAAAGUUGGCUUUGUCAAUAUCAACUUAUCAUGUUUUGCUGCUGUUGGGAAUGUAAUCAACCGUCGUCGGUAUAUUUUAGAAGGUUAUGAUGAGAAACGUAAACGUCAGGACAAUUCUCUUUUAUCAAUUUCAUUUUGUCUCCGACAGUUGACUGGAGAUAAUUGUUUUCGAACACCAAAAGAAGAUUUAAGCAACUGUUUAAUUGAACCGCCAGAUUUUAUUGAGCUACCAGAAACUGAUUGUGAAGAAACAAGAGAAUAUUCUAUGACCGAUUGUACAUUAAUGAAUAGUUCACAUAAUACAACUGUUGCUUCUACUACCAAUAAUAACAAUAAUAAUAAUAAUAAUAAUAAUAAUAACAAUACUAAUACUUCACUUGAAAAUCAAGAUUCAAUAAAUAUUUUAAAACCUUUAGAUGAUAAUAGUUCAAUGAAUAAUAAUAAUACAUUAAGCAAUAACCCAUUAGAUAUAUUACAUUCAUUAAAUUUGGAUACAAUACCAUCAUCUUCUUGUAUAUUAUUAUCUACUUCACCUUCUUCAUUGUCAUCCAUUUCAACUCCAGCGCCAUUAUCAUCUAUUGCUGGUAGAUUAUCACCAAAAGAUACUCAUCCGUCUACCUCAUUUAGUUAUUUUCAAAUACCUUCACAGGAUAAUUCAUCUAUAUAUCCUGUUGGAUCCAGUGGUUGUGUUUCAAAGUCAUCAGUUUGUCAACAUGAUUUAAUUUCUUCACAAACAAAUAUCAAUCAGUCAUUAAAUACUUUUAAACAAUCAGAUCAAUUACAAUCAUUUUAUGCUGAUAGGUUAUCUAGUUCAAGCUCUGCAACGCCUAUUUCCAAUUCCACAUCAUCUACUCCAUGUUCAAUGUCAAAGGGUAGUUCAUUGUUUCGAUCGCCACUUACUCAGCUAUCAGACAAAUCAAUAGGAUCAACCUGUGUCAAUCCACAACAACAACAACAGCAGGAUAUGACAACAACAGAUACAACAGCAGUGAUUGAAUUAGACAAACAAUUGUCUAAUAUUAUGCAUGAUAAACCUCGUUCUGGUCCGAAUGUUACAUUUAAUAUGUAUAAUCCAGAUAAUGUAACUUGUUAUUCUUUACCGAAUCGUCAUCAUCAUCUGCCUAAUCUAUGUAUGACCAUUGAUACUCCGUUUGAUGAGAAUAGACAAAAUGUUAAUAUUAUUGAAAAUGACCCUAGUAGUAAAUAUUGUAAUUAUGGUAAAAAGUCAUAUGACUAUUUUGCCACAGAUAGUGUUCUUUUAAUACGAUCCUCUAGACGACGUAGAAUUCGACCGGAUUUACCAUCAAUGAAUACUGAUUCGAAAAUCACUGAUCCUUCCUCUCCUAAUGCUUCUGUAGAUACUGCUGAUCCAUCUACUUCUAAAUCGAAUGCAUCAGAUUGUUUAAAACCUGAAAAUGACUCUUCACUAUCAUCAAUUUCUUCAUCGACAGCUACUGCACCUACUGCAACAGUCGGUGUAGCACGAUUAGUGUCUAAAAGUGGUAUCUCAACCGAUUAUUACUAUUCAUCAGGCUAUCAGUCACAUUCAAGACAGUCAAGUUUGGAAUCACAACCUGCUGAUUCUAGUCCACAAUUAUUAUCAACAGAAGUAUGCUCACAAACUCAAUAACUGUUGGUAUUAUGCUUACAAAAUAAUCCAAAUGCAAUAAUCCAUUCAUUGUUUGUGUCAAGCAAUCGAAGCUCUAUAUUGACGGAUUGGUUUCCUCCUCUAAUUACAUAAAUAUAUAUAUAUAUAAUAUCAGUAUGCUAUUUUCUAUUUGUAUUCUUCAAAUAUGGUGACAUUGAUCAAGAAACAUAUUGUCCAAUGUACAGUGUAUUCUUCUUCCAUAUCAAAAUCGAUCAUGUAAGCGAGAAAGAGAGAGAGAGAGCGAGGAGUAUGGAUCGAUAAAUAAAUAACUAAAUGAAAUCUUCACGAUUUUUUUUAUUCUUAAUUUCAAUGAAUCAAUAAAUUUUUUUUCAAGACAUCAUCAUCAUCACCAUUAUCAUGUUGUCCAAAAUGUAUAAAAAAAAACAUUUCUCAACAAAUGAAUCAAUCUAUAUUAUAUUUGAUGAUUACAUGAACUGACCGAUCAUAGUGAUUUUCUUUCUUACUAUUUCUCGUCUAUAGUUAAUAUAUAUGUAGAGAGAGAGAGAGACAGAGAGAGAUGCCUUUUUAUAGUCAUGAUGAUGAUGAUAUGUUUUUUUUUAGAAAAAAAUGUUCUUUCCUUAGUAAAAUAUCAAAUUAAACUGUAUUAGUUCAUUUUCCUCUUUACAUAUAUCUAUAUAAAAAUGUGUUACUGUAUUUGCCAAAUGUUUUAUAUGCCAUGUAAAUAAAUAUAUCAGUCAAUAAAACCGGCAACAUACACACCCACCUUUUGUUUAAUGUUUCAAUUGUCUGUUGAAUUUUUUUUUAUUUUCUAUCAUUUCAUGAUGGAUUGAUUGUAUCUCUUAACUUAUCUAUCUAUUCAUCACUUCAAUUCCUCCUAUUCAGUUUGAGUUUGUCUACGCUCUCCGUCUCUCUCUCUCUCUCUCUCUCUC